CCUGGCCAUCUCGCGCGAGCUCUUGGCAUAUCUGGCGACGAGCAUCGCAUCACCCGGACCCCAUUCAGCAGAGACACGCCGCUUCAACUCCCCCGCCACGGGCGCUCCGACGCAUACCCGGGACAGCGACUGCGUCGACGACAUCUCAAUCUGCCCAGCCGAGUCGUAGACUCCUGGGCCCCUACGCCGCCGCCGUCAGAGCACCUGCUGCCCCUCCAUCCCCCUUGGGCCCGACGACCAUGGCGGUAAACCGCAUCCGCGGCGCCUUUGCCGCGCCGCGCAAGGGCGAGACCUUUGAGCUACGAGCCGGCCUGGUCUCGCAGUACGCAUACGAGCGCAAGGAGUCGAUCCAAAAGACCAUCAUGGCCAUGACUCUGGGCAAGGACGUCUCGGCACUGUUCCCCGACGUGCUCAAGAACAUUGCCACGGCCGACCUUGACCAGAAGAAGCUCGUCUACCUCUACCUAAUGAACUACGCCAAAUCACAUCCCGAUCUGUGUAUCCUCGCCGUCAAUACGUUUGUACAAGACUCGGAAGACCCGAACCCGCUGAUAAGAGCACUGGCCAUCCGCACCAUGGGCUGCAUCCGUGUGGACAAGAUGGUGGACUACAUGGAAGAACCGUUACGGAAGACGCUGCGGGACGAGUCGCCGUACGUGCGCAAGACGGCCGCCAUUUGCGUCGCCAAACUCUUCGACCUCAACCCUUCCAUGUGCAUCGAGAACGGAUUUCUGGAGACGUUGCAAGAGAUGAUUGGAGACCCCAACCCCAUGGUCGUCGCAAACUCGGUGCAGGCCCUGGCGGAAAUCAGCGAGACCGCACCCGAGACGAGAGCCCUCGUCAUCACUCCCGCGACGCUCAAGAAGCUUCUCAUGGCUCUCAACGAAUGCACGGAAUGGGGCAGGAUCACGAUCCUCAGCACAUUGGCGGACUACCAGUCCGGCGACGCCAAGGAGUCGGAGCACAUUUGCGAGCGAGUCACGCCUCAGUUCCAGCACGUCAACCCGAGCGUCGUCCUGGCUGCGAUCAAGGUCGUCUUUACCCACAUGAAGGCUGUCAACCCGGAGUUGGUGCGAUCAUACCUCAAGAAGAUGGCUCCGCCGCUAGUGACGCUGGUUGCUUCCGCCCCCGAGGUGCAGUACGUCGCGCUGCGAAACAUUGAUCUCCUGCUCCAGGCCAAACCCGACAUCCUCAGCAAAGAGCUUCGAGUUUUCUUUUGCAAGUACAACGACCCGCCCUACGUCAAGCUGCAGAAGCUUGAAAUCAUGGUCAGGAUAGCAAACGAGAAAAACUACGAGCAGCUACUGGCUGAGCUCAAGGAGUACGCGCUGGAAGUCGAUAUGGACUUUGUCCGGAGGGCCGUCAAGGCCAUCGGCCAGGUGGCCAUCAAGAUCGAAAGCGCCAGCGCAAAGUGUGUGCAGGCCCUGGAGGAUCUCAUUUCUACAAAGGUCAACUACGUUGUCCAGGAAUGCGUGGUCGUCAUCAAGGACAUCCUGCGAAAAUACCCAGGGUACGAGGGUGUCAUUCCAACGCUCUGCCAGCACAUUGAGGACCUGGACGAGCCCGAAGCCCGUGGCGCCUUGAUCUGGAUCGUCGGCGAGUACGCCGAGAAGAUUAGCAACGCCGACCAGAUCCUGGAAGGCUUUGUGGAAGGCUUUAUGGAGGAGUUUACCCAGACUCAACUACAAAUCCUUACAGCCGUCGUCAAGUUGUUCCUGAAGAAGCCCGCGAACACGCAGGGCCUCGUCCAAAAGGUGCUGCAGGCGGCAACGGCCGAAAACGACAACCCCGAUAUCCGUGACAGGGCUUACGUAUAUUGGCGGUUGCUUUCUGGCGACCUGGACGUUGCCAAGAGCAUUAUCCUCUCACAAAAGCCCACCAUCUCUACAACCAUGACCAGUCUGCCGCCGGCACUGCUCGAGCAGCUUCUGACCGAGCUGUCCACGCUGGCGUCGGUCUACCACAAGCCUCCCGAAUCGUUUGUCGGCAAGGGCCGCUUCGGCGCGGACGAGAUUCAGCGGGCAGCCAUCCAAGAGCAGCGCCAGAACCUUGCCGACAAUCCGAUUGCGGCCUCUGUGGCGGCUGCUGCUGCAGCCAAUGGCACUGGCAGCGGUGCGUCGCAGAGCAACAUCGAGAACCUCCUCGACAUCGACUUCGACGGCGCGGCCCCGGCGUCGCAUGAACAGCAAAGCGCCACGGCAACCCCGGAUCGCAUGGCCAGUCCCGCUGGCGGCGCACCUUCGGGUGGCAUGGCCGAUAUGAUGAGCAUGUUUGACGCGCCGGCCGCCAGCAACAGCAGCAGCAACGGGACGCCCGCGCCGAGUGGAGGAGGAGGUGGUGGUGGGUUGAACGACUUGAUGAGCGGGUUCGAGGGCAUGAACUUUGGAGGCGAGCCGUCACACCAGCCGCUGCCCGCGGCAAUGCAGCUGCACAACGCGCAGGGCGGCGAGGGGCAGGGCCCGAAAAAGGACAGCGACGAUUUGUUGGGUUUGCUGUAGAGACACGGAGUCCUCGGCGCUUGAAACUGUUGGCGUAGCGUUGGCCUAAAUGGACACGCAAGUGUCCGCUGCAACGGAGUGAUUGAAGGGACAUGGAACAAGGCGCCAGUGGCGGUGCAAGUAUAAUGAAG
Purpureocillium takamizusanense is the source of this 2629-nucleotide messenger RNA. RefSeq names its product beta-adaptin (gene APL2). Gene Ontology annotation, molecular function: clathrin binding. Lineage: Eukaryota; Fungi; Ascomycota; Sordariomycetes; Hypocreales; Ophiocordycipitaceae. Gene Ontology annotation, biological process: intracellular protein transport; vesicle-mediated transport. The transcript is spliced from 5 exons. The record is from RefSeq and is a predicted model, not a curated record. Gene Ontology annotation, cellular component: membrane coat. The coding region runs from base 240 to 2498 and encodes 752 amino acids.